ACACAAUCCAGCGACCACGGCAACUCACUCUGUCCGGACCUUGUUUACAGUUUCCCUCCCCCUUUUUUCUUCUCCGCGACAACGAUCAUGACGGAAACGAACGUACCCACCAUUCCGUUUCCUCUCAUUGACUUGGUCCCGAAGAAAGAAACCAACGUGCGGCGUUUUCUGGAAGCCUAUCCGGAGUACGAUGGCCGGAAUGUGAUUGUCGGCAUUCUGGACACGGGGGUGGAUCCGGGUGCGCACGGGCUCGGGACGUUGCCGGACGGCACGACACCCAAGCUAUUGAACGUUGUGGACUGCACCGGAUCCGGAGACGUCGACGUGUCGACGCAAGUCGAACUCCAACGGCAUGUAAAUGCCGACGCCGACGACGGUAGCGACGGAAACGUCCACGACGCCAACGGCAACGACACCGCUGUCGACGAUACACCCACGCCACUCACCACACCGCUUCCCCAGGUGCGAUUGGGGGUCAAGCGCGCGUACGAACUGUUUCCGGCCAAACUCCGGGAGCGUGUGCAAGAAACACGCCGGCAGGCUUUUCAAGCCCAACUCGAUCGCUAUGUAGUGGACGUCCGUCAACAGCUGGCCGCCUGGAAUGUCGCACAUCCCAAACCACCAACGUCUCCGGAAGAAGCCAAAGUACGUGACGAUUUGCAGGCUCGUUUGGAUGUUUUGUUGGACAGUGAGUGGAACGACGACCCGGGCCCACUCUACGAUUGUGUAGUCUUCUACGACGGUACUGAUUAUCAAGCUGUCGUUGACGUACACGAAACGGGUGAUUUGCGAAACGCUCAGCCCUUUACGAGCUUUGCCAAAUCUCGACAAUUUGGUACCCUGGGAACCAUUGAUCAAAUGAAUUACGCCGUACAGUUUUACAACCAAGGAACCAUACUCAGUUUGGUGACGGACGCCUCUCCGCACGGUACGCACGUUGCUGGGAUUACGGCCGCCGCCGAAGGUGAGCGCAGCGGAGUGGCUCCCGGAGCCCAAUUGGUUUCGUUCAAAAUUGGCGAUUCACGACUGGGAAGUAUGGAGACAGGAACUUCCUUGACGCGAGCAAUGAUUGAAGCCGUGCGGCACAAAUGCGAUGUCAUUAAUCUGUCAUACGGAGAGGGGUGUGCAAUGCCCAAUCAUGGUCGAUUCGUCGAGCUUGCCGAAGAACUCGUGUGGAAACAUAACGUGGUCUUUGUUUCCUCGGCGGGAAACAACGGGCCAGCUAUUUCCACGGUAGGAGCCCCGGGUGGGACGUCGUCGGCUUGCAUCGGUGUCUCCGCGUACGUGUCACCCGCCAUGAUGAAAGCUGGUUACAGCAUGCCCUACCAUACCGGUACGACGUAUACCUGGAGCAGUGUCGGGCCAACAGCAGACGGUGACAACGGUGUUGACGUGACGGCACCCGGUGGCGCCAUUACUUCAGUUUCAAACUGGUGUUUGCAGAAAUCUAUGCUCAUGAACGGUACCUCGAUGAGCAGUCCGCACGCCACGGGGUGUGUGGCACUCCUGAUUUCCGCGUGCAAGGCUGAAGGCAUUCCCGUAUCUCCGGCACGCAUCCGUCGAGCGCUACAAAAUUCGGCCAAACGUCUGCCAAACCUGUCGACGCUGCAGCAAGGAUGGGGCAUGAUUCAGGUGGAUCGUGCAUUCGAUUAUCUGCAGGCCAACAAGGACGACGACACCGAAGAUAUCUAUUUUGAUGUUCGAGUGGCCAACCGCAGUGGUUCACCUCGUGGAAUCUAUCUGCGACAAGCAGACGAAUCAGCGACUCGACAAAACUUUGCCAUUCACGUGGACCCAAAGUUUCGUCCAGAAGACGACAUCAGUACAGAUAGUCAGCGACGCAAAAUUGACUUCGAAAUGCACUUCCAAAUCGAAGCGUCCGAGCCAUGGGUGACAGUUCCCGACCACUUCAUGCUGAUGAAUAAUGGACGCACGUUCAAGAUUGACGUGGAUCCAACUGGAUUGGAGCCUGGCGUACACACGGCGAGAGUGUAUGGUCUUGACUCACGAAAGCCAAGCCGUUGCGUGGUGUUCUCGAUUCCAAUAACAGUGGUUAAACCUAUGGAGACGAAGCACGACAUCUCACUGGGCGCAUUAGAGUUCAAACCAGCCGAGAUAAAGCGGUUCUUUGUAAGGCCUCCCUUGGGAUCGACGUGGAUGGACAUUACAAUUCGUGACCUUCGAGAUGCGAAUAUAGAUGGGGAGUCGUCGACAAAGCUCAUAGUGUUGCAUACGGUACAACUGCUGCCACAUGCUGCGUAUCGCGAUUUUGAACAGCAAAAGCACUACAACCUUCGGCCCUCGCAAACUGUUGUUGCAUCCAUUGCCGUGGAGGAUGGGAUAACCUGCGAGAUUGACUUGGCAAGAUACUGGUCCACUCUCGGUACAACGAAAGUUGAUGUAGAGAUUCAAUUUCGUGGAGUUCGUCCCGUGCCCAACAAAAUGACAUUACGCUGCGGGGAGGGCGGUUCACUGGUGCGGGUACACAGCGACUUGGCGGAUGAGACCAUCAAUCCAGUCGCUAAACUAACAAAAUGGCUUACUCCGUUACGUCCCAAAGCUGGUGCCGCAAUCAAGCCAAUGGGACCCCGUGACACCCUCCCGUCACGCAACAAAGAAAUAUAUGAGUUGGUGUUGACGUACGAAUUCACUCAGGAAGAAAAAGGCUCAUUGAUUCCUCGAGCUCUUGGAAUGCAAGGGAUCCUAUACGAAUCUGUCUUUGAAAGCCAAAUAAUGCUUCUUUUUGACGGUGAAAAGAAAUAUCUCGGAGUUGCUGAUGCCUUCCCUUCAUUCUUAACGGUACCAAAAGGAUCGGUCACCAUUCGUAUGCAAAUUCGCCACGACGAUCCGUCGAAGCUCGAAAAUUUGAAAGACAUGCCAAUCUGGAUUGAACGCAAAUUGGAAAAGGAAAUUGCGUUGUCUGUGUAUUCGUCCAGAGAAGGAGUCAUGUCGGGGGCUGCUACUUUUCGGAAACGUGUGCUACAUAAAGGAUCCGGAUGCUCCGUCUUUUUCGGCGAACCAGCGUCAUCAAAGCUCCCUGCUUCUGCCAAGACAGGAGAUCUUUUGACAGGUAACUCCACUUUCGGAUCCGCCGAUGCGUCGCUCCCUGGCACCGGCAAGCGUCCCGGAGGAUUUCCUCUCGCGUACUGGAUUGGACCAAAAGCAGAAAAAACGACGACCGAUUCGGAAGCGGUUGAGCCAAAAGAUGAACGCACUCCGGAGGAAAAGAUGAACGAUGCGGUUCGCGAUUUGAAGGUCGAGCACUUGGGCAAGAUUCCUGCAACAGAUAAAGAAGUAAAUUCAUUCAAUGAGUUGUACGCCAAACUUGAACAAGAAUUCUCUGAUCACCUACCUUUGCGAAUGAUCAAGCUCAAGUAUCUUGAAUCGCGGAAGGAUCGUGUCGCAAUUUUGGACGAUAUUGUUCAAGUCAGUGAGGCUAUUGUGGGUUUGAUCAAUGAAGACGAACUUGCCCUUCACUUUGGACGAAAAAGUGAUUCUGAGGACUCAGCAGCAGUUAGGGAUCGUAACGAAAUGAAGGAAAAGAAAAGCAUCUUGACGGAAGCUCUCGCUCGCAUGGCCAUGGCAUACGCUGACAUAAAAACAGAGGAGGCCAAGCCAAAGUUUGACGAAACAUUGAAGAAAUUGAAAGCGUGGGUAGAUCUUGAUUCGACGUCGAAAUACACUCCCUUGGUACUUGAAAGGGAAGAGCGUGCGGGUCGGUACGGAAUAGUAUUGAAACUCAUCAGCAAAUUGCUAUCAAAAGAGGUAAAAGAAAAGGACUUUGUGAAACCGCUCUCCAAGCGCGAUCUACUGGAAAAGCGUGCCAUAAUCUUGGGAACGCUUGGUUACUCAAUUUUGGUGGAGCACGAUAAGAAAACUCGAGUGAUUGCCUGUCCGAAAGCGUACGCUCUUUUUUAGAAAUUUGCGGAACAGCAAACUAGUAAACAAGAAAGCAGUUAC
Messenger RNA from Phaeodactylum tricornutum CCAP 1055/1, 3960 nucleotides. RefSeq lists its product with no specific name. Gene Ontology annotation, molecular function: serine-type endopeptidase activity; tripeptidyl-peptidase activity. The record is from RefSeq and is a predicted model, not a curated record. Lineage: Eukaryota; Bacillariophyta; Bacillariophyceae; Surirellales; Neidiaceae. Gene Ontology annotation, cellular component: cytosol. The transcript is spliced from 5 exons. Bases 88 to 3918 code for a protein of 1276 amino acids. Gene Ontology annotation, biological process: proteolysis.